This is a messenger RNA of Lutzomyia longipalpis, 1880 nucleotides long. RefSeq names its product zinc finger protein 227-like. The coding region runs from base 127 to 1800 and encodes 557 amino acids. Gene Ontology annotation, cellular component: nucleus. Gene Ontology annotation, biological process: regulation of transcription by RNA polymerase II. NCBI's taxonomy places the organism in Eukaryota, Metazoa, Arthropoda, Insecta, Diptera, Psychodidae. The transcript is spliced from 2 exons. Gene Ontology annotation, molecular function: DNA-binding transcription activator activity, RNA polymerase II-specific; RNA polymerase II cis-regulatory region sequence-specific DNA binding; zinc ion binding. The record is from RefSeq and is a predicted model, not a curated record.
UGUCAUACACCAUGUCCCAUGCAAAUCAUCUGUCGUGUUGUACGGACAUCAAACUCUACGGAAGCGGCGUGUGUUGUUUUGAGAUAGUCAGAUUGGCGCUGAAAAGGAUAAUCUCUAAACUAUUAAAUGGAAAUUGAAGAACGUGUGUGCCGAACCUGCCUCAGGGGAGACGCCAAGCUCGUCCCGCUGGACGUGAAAUUUGAGAAUGAACUUCAAGGAAAGAAAAUGCUGGAAUUCCUCAUUGGAACCGACGUCCUUGACUGUGAGGCUUUCUCAGGAAUUUGUGAACCCUGCAAGAGCACCCUCACUGUGUCCUGCAACUUCAAGCAGCAGUGCAUGGUGUCCAAUGAGAAGAUCAUUGAGUAUUUGCUGGAAAAGGAACAAAACCACAACGUAGGAGAAGAUGAGAAUUCCCAACUCAAGGAUCCUCUCAGUGAUGAUGACGAUGAGAUUCCCGCCGAGUUAGUUGUUAAAGAAGAAGAUCCUGAUACAUUCCAUGAAGCGGCUGAACAAUUUGAACUGCCCAAAUCUUCCGAAGGAAUUGAUACCACAAAGAAAGAGAAAAAGAAGAUCAAACCAAGAAGAUCAUCAAGAAUUGUUGAGAGGAAGUGCAACAUUUGUCAACUUGACUUUCCAAAUGUUGCAGCAUAUCAGGAGCACUACAGGCGGAAGCACAGAAAAAAGCAGAACCAAAAGCCUCCAGGAAUGAUUAAAAAGAGGGGAUUGCUGCCAAAAUCCGAGAGGAUCAAUCACUGUGGCAUUUGCGAGAAAUCAUUUAAGGGUCUCAGUAAUUACCAAGAUCACUGCUACAGUAAGCAUACACCAAUACCAGGAACAAGAUCUAGAGCCACUAACUUGUUGGAUGGGUUGGAAGACAAGAAGAAAUCAACCAAAAAUCCAAAACAAAAUAACAAACUGAGUACAACAACCGAAUCUCCAGAGAAUCAACAGAAACCAAGAUCUUGCCUCAUAUGCAAUAUCUCCUUCCCAAGUGCUAAGGAAUACUAUGUUCACCGCCAAGCAGAGCACCACAGUCGUUUUCUCAAGAAAAUCAACAAGAUCAGAGAAAAAAUUGUAUGUGAGGAUUGUGGAAAAUGCGUCCUCCGCACUGGUAUUAAAAAUCAUCGUCUUACUCAUGCUGGGCACCUGUUUCACUGUUCCCUGUGCGGGCGUGGACUUAAAUCAAAGACUAAUCUUGAAAUUCACAUGAGGAUUCACACGCAAGAGAAGAACUACACGUGCAAGUACUGCGAAAUGAGCUUCAUUCACAGCCAAACCCUCAAAGCGCACGUUAUUAGAUUCCACGAGACGCACAAACAGCCCAAAGAGGUCUUUCAGUGCACCAUUUGUGAUUCUAAAUUUAACCGGAAGUAUCGCUAUGAGUAUCACAUGCGACGGCAUCGUGGAGAUCUUCGACAUGAAUGUCCCACGUGCCAAAAGAGAUUUGUCUCAAAAUACGCAUUGAACGUACAUUUGGUAAGUCACACAGGUGAAAGGAAUCACAUUUGUACAGUUUGUGGUAAAGGUUUUGGCACAAGAAAUGUCCUAAACAUCCAUAUGGUUACCCAUACGGGUGAGAAGAACUACGAGUGUGACGUAUGCGGCAAAUCCUUCACACAGUGCCACGUCCUGCGCUCACAUAUGCGGACUGUUCAUCCGGAACAUCCAGUACCUCCGCCACGGGCGAUCCUGAAGAAAAACUACAAAGGCAACUUUUUCUCAAAUACCCAAAGUUCCACCCAGAUCGCGAAAAAUGAUGAAAAUGAAGUCCAGGAGUUUGUUGAAGAAGAUGGAGCUUAGGAGUUUGCAAACGGAAGUAUUUCACAACGAACUGAUUGUUUUGUAAACUGAAGAAUAAAUGAAUUAAGACAAGGUUAAAG